Messenger RNA from Fusarium sp. VM40, 1095 nucleotides. NCBI's taxonomy places the organism in Eukaryota, Fungi, Ascomycota, Sordariomycetes, Hypocreales, Nectriaceae. The record is from the annotation of a GenBank genome assembly.
AUGGCUGAGAACUCGGAAGAAUCUUUGACAUCGCAAAACACUGCCUCUUCCAACAACUCUCAGGCCACCACAACAGGUUUAGGGGCCACCCCUGAAGCUCAGAGCGAACAGGAUGACUAUGCUGGUUGGCCCGUACGUCUCGACAUGGAAGCCAGAGCUCGCAAGAUUCGAAGCAUUCUGAGAAUAGAAGCGGCGGGGUCCGGAAUGCUUUCGGACCUGGCUAUCCUGGUGGAACAGGCCGCCAAAAGCGAGGAGUUCCAUUUGAAUCAUAUCAAGCAAUUUUUGACUGCUCGGGUCGCUACCCGUGACUCGACAAUCCUCACCAAGGCCGAUGUGUCCCUUGCCAGAACCCAUUUUGGUGGCGAGAAACCGAAGUCGGGGCCAAGAAAGCGAAAGGCCGAGUCGGCUCUGGACGGGUCGGAACUCGAAGGCAAACGGGUUCGCACGAACGACGACAGCCCACCCAACAUUCCACAAGAAUAUGCCGCACCAGCAGCUCUUAUGCUUGCGACUGGCCACCAGUACAGCAACAACGCUCAGCUGCAGAAUGUCGCGACGGUCUUUCGUGGAAGUCUUCUGACACACAUUCAAGCUAUCAACGAGAGCCGCGUUGAGGCACGUAACAAGGUCUACCAACUUGAACAAUCUUUUACAGUUCAAAUGCAGCCUUAUCAGCUGCAGCUCGAGCUGCUCAAUGCUUCGAGAGAGUCUGUCAGGGUUUCGGAGGAAGCCCUCCGAGUACACAAUGGUAAUCUCACGUAUGAGUCCAUGCACGCUUCACAUGAGCUGGCCGCUUGUGUCGAACGAAAUCGACGUGACCUCGAACACCGGGAAAGCGCUCUUGGUCCUGAUUUCUUGGCCUACGAAAAGGCUACCAAGGAUCGCCUGGAUCAGUUGAGGAUGGCAACCAAAAGGCUGACGGAUGAAACACGCCAUGCGGAGUAUUUGAGAGUUGCAGUCGAGGCCGGCCCUUCGGCAUUCGCAACAAUCGAGAAGGUCCUCCAGGAUCAUAACAUCUCGCUUGGUGAAAUCAUGGCCAAGGUUCAUGUAGCAGGAGUUGACUCUGCCACACGCACUCCAGAUGAUGAAGACUAG